Helianthus annuus (common sunflower) is the source of this 1798-nucleotide messenger RNA. RefSeq lists its product as uncharacterized. Lineage: Eukaryota; Viridiplantae; Streptophyta; Magnoliopsida; Asterales; Asteraceae. The coding region runs from base 1211 to 1615 and encodes 134 amino acids. The transcript has 6 exons. The record is from RefSeq and is a predicted model, not a curated record. Gene Ontology annotation, cellular component: intracellular membrane-bounded organelle. Gene Ontology annotation, molecular function: P-type calcium transporter activity.
AGGGGUUCAACAUCGAUUUGAGGAUUUGGCUCCAUCUUCUCUCUUUCUCAUGUAUAUUGAACGGCACCAUCUUUUCUCUCUUUCUUAGAACACCACCGAUUUGAAGAUUAAAUCUGGGAGAUAUGACGGUCGAAUAAGUUCGUUCUCCCUAUUCAACAACCAUUAGUUUAUAGGGAAUCAAGUCUGCAAAGAUCGGUGGCUACGGAGAAGAGUUCCCGGCUGUAGAUGGUGAUUGAGGUAGGUUCCGACAGACAAACUGAGGUUGCAAAGUACACCAGCAGUUAGCUACUCUUAGGAUUAUUGUCAACCCCAGUCUGAGGUUUACACAGAAGAACAUGAAAAUCUGUUGGGUGAGGCUGCUGGGAAAUAGGUUUGGGUCAGAACUGAUGCCCUUAAUGUUGCUUGAAACACCACUGCUGCUAUUGAAAGAUCCUGGCCCCAAAACCCUAACCACUGCUUGCUUGCUCGAGAGAAGACUACGAUUUUGUUUAGAUGGACGUGAUAGGAAAGCAACUAGAUGUGUUGAUGGAAGUCAAUCAGAAUGGUGAUGUCACAAAGUUAAUCGGAAGUACUACGAUCGUGACGUCGACUAUUUCUUCUUAGUCGGCCUCGGUUAGCAUGAACUCUUUCAACUCGCUGUAAGUAUAACAAAACUAACUUUUUUAUAUAUAGUAUAAAUAUUGCAAAAUAUGUUACACGAAUGAUAAGACCUUGAUUUUGUUUGAUUAUAACUUGGAUAUGAAUAUGUUUUGUUCUUUAUUGAGUAAUUCAUUAGAAUGCGAAAUUACGAUGAUGGUUUUUAGCGAGCGCAACCGCAACAAGUUUUAAACUAACGGACUGUAACGGUAAUUUUCAACAAACCACAGGGACGUACAACAUAAUUAUUUUUUACGGACAAAAUGGCCAUUUAUUUCUGAUAAAACUGUUCUUGAAUUCUGUCCAACAGAUCUUAAAGGCAGACGAUGUGGAUUUGGCUGUAAUUGUUAGAGGAACACCUGGAUUUUCUGGUGCCGAUCUGGCAAACUUGGUUAACGUUGCUGCUCUCAAGGCGCAAUGGACGGUGCUAAAGCUAUAAGCAUGGCUAACCUUGAAUAUGCAAAAGACAAAAUCAUGAUGGGCAGUGAACGCAAAUCAGCAAUUAUACCAGAUGACGUCCGUAAGCUAACAGCAUACCAUGAAGGUGGCCAUGCUCUUGUAGCUAUUUACAUUGAUGGGGCCCACCCUGUGCACAAAGCUACAAUUGUGCCACAUGUUGGGAGAAGGCGGGUUCAGGUUGGUUUUCAAGGGCUGGAUAGAUGAACAGUCUUUCACUGCUACUAAGCCCGGAACCGGCAUUGUUAUUGCUGUCAAAAAGCUUCGUCAAGAAAGUUUUCAAGGUCACAGAGAAUGGCUGGGUUUUUGUAACGGGUCGCAGGAGGAUCAUAUUGAGCAACCUGAACGCGGCUUGAAGGUGGUGGAAGAGAGUGCUGAUGUGAUCAUUCUAGAUGAUAAUUUUUCCACAAGUGUCACUGUGGCAAAGUGGGGUCGCUCGGUUUAUGUGAACAUACAGAAGUUUGUGCAGUUUCAGCUGACAAUGAAUGUUGUCGCGCUAUGGUUCUCUAAUUAUAUCAAUUAGAUCUUUCACCUUGACAACUCAGAUUCUGAUUUGGUUCUCAACACCCUUAUCUUCAACUCAUUCGUCUUCUGUCAAGUUCGUUAAAUAAAUAAAUGACGUUCAUUUCAAAACCAAUAAAAUUCUUUCUUUGGUUGUUAAAAAACGAUGUAUAUAGAGUUAAUAAUAUAACUGAAUUUGUGACUA